AUGAUGGAGCGGGUUGCACAAGAUCUGGACAAAUUUGGCGACCGAGUGGUCAAGGAGAUUACGGCUAAGGGAGCGCAAUGCGAGAUUGACAAGCCUCGCCUCGAGCAGCACGAUGCAUGGGGAAAGCGAGUGGAUAGCCUUUGGGUUUGCCCGGAAUGGCGUCAAUUAAAGGGUGUUUGCGCUGAGGAGGGAAUUAUUGCAAUUGGCUACGACGAUACAACGGAUCCGGUGGCUCGGCGAAUGCAUCAGGUUGCAAAAUUAUUUCUCUUCUCGCCAUCAGCUGGGCUUGUUACUUGCCCGAUGGCUAUGACUGAUGGGGCCGCGAAAACUAUUGAUGCCUUGGGACUCCGCGGAAAGAACGAUCUGGCCACCGAAACCUAUAAUCGCCUAACCUCUCGAGAUCCCCAGAAAGCUUGGACCAGUGGUCAAUGGAUGACGGAAAAGCGAGGCGGAUCAGACGUUGGAGGUGGAUGCGAUACUUAUGCGGUUCAUGUGAAAGGGGAUGAGUACCGGCUUCACGGAUACAAAUGGUUCAGCUCGGCGAUUGACGCCGAUGUGGCGUUGACGCUGGCCCGCGUGGUUGAUGAUAAGGGAGAUGCUCAAGCGGGCUCCAAAGGAUUGUCUCUCUUCCUGCUCAAAAUUCGCAAGGAUGAUUCGCAGGAGCUGAACGGGAUUCAGAUGAUUAAACUCAAGAAUAAACUCGACAGCUACCGACAGCCGAAUUACUGCUCGAUGGCGUCUGGAAUCCCCCACAUUUCCAACAUGCUGAACAUCACCCGAAUUCACAACGCCGUGGCGAGUGUGGCCGGGAUGAGGAGAAUCUUAUCGCUAGCCCGUGAUUAUUCGACUCGCCGUCUCGUUUUCGGGCAGCCUCAGGAGAAAUGGCCGCUCCAUCUUGCUACCCUCGCCAAAUUGGAGGUUGAAGCCCGCGGUUGCUUCCUAAUGCUGAUGGAUGCUGCUCGAUUGCUGGGUGUUCAGGAAUCCGGCAAAGCCACGCUGAACGAGCUGGUCAUGUUGCGCUUGAUUACGCCGGUGUUGAAGCUGUACACUGCCAAGCAGUGUGUCCCGCUGAUCAGCGAGGGCAUUGAGUGCUUCGGUGGGCAAGGUUAUAUCGAGGACACUGGCUUGCCGACCUUGUUGAGGGACGCCCAGGUGACCCCAAUCUGGGAAGGCACCACCAACGUUCUUUCGCUUGAUGUUCUACGCGUCUUCUCGGGCAAAGAAAACGUCUUCCAGGCCUUGAAUGAGUAUAUCAAGGCGAUAUUGCCAAAAGACGUGAAGCCCGAGCUGAAAUCAAGCGUUGAUGCCGUCAAGAAGGGAAUGGUUCAAUUUGGGCAGAUUUUGGCAAAGGUCAACGAUUCCUCGCUGAACAGCCAGAUGCGAGUCGACGUGUGCGCACGGGAUAUCGCGUUUGCGAUUGGGAAAAUAUUAUCAGGCUCUCUUCUGAUCCGCCACGCUAGCGAUGCUGAUAGUACGACUGCAGAUAUCGAAGUGGCCAAGAGAUGGUGCCUGGAGCAAGAACUCGUGCGACUCGAUCUCGAAUGGUUCACCAAGCAGCGUAUCGCCAACGAUCGUGCCAUCGUUUUUGAGAACUAUGCGGGCAGCGCUCGGCAAAGCAAGCUG
Molecule: messenger RNA, 1623 nt
Organism: Mesorhabditis spiculigera
Lineage: Eukaryota; Metazoa; Nematoda; Chromadorea; Rhabditida; Rhabditidae
Source: the annotation of a GenBank genome assembly